AAGAUCAAGAAACAGCUGGUGCAGAUGCGCAGCCUUGCGUCAAUUGGAGAGGAAGGUUCUAAUCAGAAUCAUGUUGUUUAUCUUCCCUCUCAGUCACUAUUCAGCUCAUCCCUGCAAGAAGACAUCACUUGCUUUGACUUCUCCAUGUAUAAUGUGCGCAAUGAGGACAGAAUGAAGGAAGUUAUGAACAAGGAAGACGGUGGUCCGAGCACUGUUAGAUUAGAACUGGAGGAAGACUCCCUCAACAACCACGAGAGUAUGAGCGUGUUGAUAUCCGUCAUCAAACACUUGUGCAAGACAUUCCCCAGCAAUACUGCCAAAGAACAGCGUCCCAAACCCCCACAAUGGAUGGAACAUUUGCGGGCUUCGUUAACUGCUCCCGACCAACCUGAUAACUGCCGAGCUUUCAUUGUCAAGCUUAUCCUCAACUGUCAAAGCCACUUCAAGGAAUACGCUCACUUCUGGAUAUCACCCAUCAUACAGUGUGUGAUUGAUAACUGUUUUGGAGUGGAAAUGAAUUACUUAGUGCAUGACAUUGUUCGUAUGUUUUACAAUUGGCGUGCAGUUGCUGUACCUGACUCAAGAAUAGAAGAUGAGUUGAAAGCAUCUGAGUUUUUACGUAUCCUUGUCAUGAGAUCAGAUAAUGAACAAGGGAUUAUUGCAAGAUACAAUGUAGAAGUUGUGAGGAUUGUGGUGACGAUGUGGAAGAGAAUUGUGCAAGUACCUUACCAAGAGUUGCUGGACCUGCUGAGGCCCUCUGUAUCUGAAGAUGCAACUUCCACCACUGGCCGUGCAGUGGUCGACGUCGGCAUAUCUCUCGCUGACGUCUUCAUCGUUAACAAUAUUCUACCAUUUAACCAGACUGGGAAAACUACAUAUUAUGAAUAUCUGUUAGUCCAUCACCAGAGAGCUGAUAAAAAAGUCUAUGAACCCUGUGCUACGGUGAUUGGCAGAAUAUUAAGUGUGUUGAGCAAGGAUGGGGAACUUCAAGGAGAAGACUUAGAAUUUUUUCACAAGGUCGUGGAAUGCAUUAAUCCAGGAAAGGGAAUGGAAAACGACAAAUUUAUCACCUGUCUCCACAAAAUACAAGCCUGGUACCCUGAAAUUGUCAAAGGAUUUGAAGCACAGUGUAUCAGCUUGAUGAAUUUGCCGUCAAUCUUCUCUGUUAAGACACUGGAAAUUCUGACGACAGCAUUAAAGUUUGACUUCCGUCACGAAGCAUUUUCCAUGAUCACUGGUCUGCCUCGAAUGGUUCUGGAUGAAAGCAACCCAGACAGGCAAGUGGCAGCUCUAGAACUGAUCAAGGAGCUUCAGCCUCACCUCACUCCAUCACAGAUGAAACAGCUGUUCCCAGCUGUGGUGUCUGUGCGUAACCACAAACGAGUGGAGACCAGGAAUGUUGUGUAUGAAAUUGUCUCUUGGAUAUACGACAAUUACAGACAUAUGGCAGAUGAAGAUGCCGUAGCUCAGGUGAAGGAGGCCAAGCUAGUGUUGAUAUCAGGGAUGGUUGACCCUGACCAAAAACUGCAAAAGAAAUAUCACACUUUCUGGAACUCCAAUGACCGAUUGUCCUCGCGUGGCUGGGGUCGUCUUGUAGACAUUCUGCGGCUUCUGUACUCUCCGUCUUGCGAGGCUGCGUUUCUCACUAUCAGCACUACUCUGCUGCUGGAUCUGUGUGGCCAGACUGAUGAAUACAACCGAACCAUCUUCGAUCAGCCUCUGUCUGCCUGCAAGUUUGAGAAGUACAACGUGUCUGGAUCAUUCCGCACUCAACAUGCUACGUUUGUGCCGAUGUUUGCCAACACCUUGGCCAGCCAAAUAAACUCACUGUCCUUGGGCUCGUUUGAGAUCAACUUCCAGAUUAGAGCUACACAGGAACCCUCACCUUCAUACUCUUCCACUCUCCAACCUUCUUUGCCAAUAUCCAGUGUGCAAGACCAGAGUUUGUACAGUUUCGCAGGACCCAGCACCAGCAAAGCACAGUUUGGGACAAUCCACAAACCAGGAUCAAGUUUUGGUUCUGACCAUCUAGUCACAGCUGAUAAUACAGACGGAGAGCCAAACACUUUAAGAUUACCAACUAGACUGCUGUUAAAUAAAGACAAGUUAAGACACAAGUAUGCUGAGCGUAACAGACAGCAGUCAGCGCAGGUGCAACGCCACAAGGCUGAGCGGCAGAAAAGAUCGGAGAAUGAUGUGACGCUCAUGAGAGACUACCGUCGGGGUGACCUACCAGACAUUCAGAUACCCUGUAGUGACGUGGUGAUAGCUCUCAGAUCUCUAGCCAAGAGGGACCAGCUGAUUGCCCGCCAGCUGUUGGUGGCCAUCUAUAAGGCCCUGGUGGACACCAAUGUCAACACAGACUUGUCAGGAGUCUCGUCAGCUGUGGAUGAUAUCUUGCAGACCUCCACCAGCCAUGAGCCGUCCCUCAUAGCCACCAUGCUGGAGAUGGGUCUGGUGCGACCUUCAGAGUGCCGUUCUCCGGCCAGCAUCAUUGCAGAAGUCAGCAAGAAUAGUCACCAGAUGUCAGUUGGGGCGCUGCUAGUGGAGGCAAAACUCAUGUCGGAGGAAACUCUUCCCCCUCCCCACAAGCGGGUCAGGGUGAAUCAUGACAUCAACUACAACGACUGGAUGUACCUGGCAGAGAUCUACCACAGUCUGGAGGAGAAGGAUGUGGUACAAGGACUGUUUGAGGACAAGAUCGCAGAGGCUUGCAGUAGAGAUGUGCGAGAAGCUCUACAGGCUGAGGAUCAACAGAGGUGGAAGAAGGCUCAAAAGAAGUACACUGAAUGUCUUCAGUCUAAUUCAGGCACAGCUGCGGAAAACUUCUUAUACGAAGCUUCAUUUAAGUGCUGUGCUCAUCUGUCAGAAUGGAAGGAACUGAACAAAUCACUGAAGGAAACUCAACUGCAUAACAACCUGGAGCAAGUUUGGGAUGACAACUGGAAACAAGACCACUUGUUGCCGUGGCUGUUUCUAUCAGAGAUACAUUAUACUCAAACUACAAAUGUGUUGUCAGUGACUAAAGACUUUAACUCUGCCCUCAAAUGUUGGCUGGAAGAUCCAACUAAGAAAGCUCAUAUUGAGUCAAAGUUGGCAGACAUGCUGAGCCUACUGCUGGUGGUGAACGGAGAUGUACCAAGAGCCAAACUGGUCAGUGACGCCAGUGUGAUGCAGUUCCUGGCAGUCUGGCAGCAGCUGGACUGUCUCAACAACAACCUGCGAGGUUCUCACUUGCUCAACGUUCAUAGGCUCAUGGAUACUGACCGCUUCCUCGAGUUAGCUUCUGAUGUGGAUCGGUCCAAGAAAGUCUUCCGCCUUGUUGAACAGUGGAAGAAGAGCUCUCCUUCUAAAACUGACAAUCUAGUAUCGUGGGAGACUCAGUCUGUGUAUAGGAAUAUUUAUGCUAAGAAGAUAGAAGACGAUCUUAAAAGGGAAGGUAAUCCAACAACUAGUAUACAUCAAUUAAGGACACACAACUAUUUGAAAACUUUGGAUUGUGCUCUCAAACAAAAGAAUUUCUAUGUUGCACGAAGAUACUUGGACAAAUGCAAAUAUGAGAUGAAAGGCAGUUUGGACAACCGGCUUCUUCUCUGCAACAGCAAAGUUAAGCUAUUGAGGGCCGAGCUUGAACGUAAUGAACUUGAUUGUUUUUCUACUGAUCAGAAGAAGAAUGAAAUAUUCAACAGUCAAGUGGAACACAUCAUGAAAGCUUGGGACCCUCUAGAUAAACUGAGGGAGCAAGAUGCCAGUGGUUUGCUAGACCAUCCCUUGAACAUAGAGCUUCACUUCCACACAGCAGAAGUUUACCAGACUCUCCUGGCUGUAGCACAACAACGUCCAUCAGGACUAGACAACUUGGAGUCAGCGACUGUCGAGAAACUCCGCUUGGAGCUGGGAGAUGGGAGUGUUGAAGCAAGACUAAAACACAGAGUGGUGGAUUGUCUUGGACAGGCCGUCGCAGCAGCUGAGAAAAGACCACCUUCCGAGUGUGAUGUCUUGGCUGAUGCAUAUCUCAAACUUACAGUCUUCUGUCAUGAGAUUGAUGAUUCACAAUAUCGAGACAAGUUGAUACAGUCUUUGUUGAGGUCAAUGAAGUACGGAUCCAAAGAAGCUCGUAUUCUCUUUCCUUGUUUACUGGACACUUCCCUGGCUGACCAUAGAGAUCUCUUCAUGUCUGAGUACAAGCAGGUGCCAGAGUGGAUGUUCCUGUCAUGGGUGGCUCAGCUGUUGGCACACCUGGACACUGAGGUGGGACACGUAGUGGCACCACUGUUGGUAGACUUGGCCAAGACAUACCCUGCAGCUCUACAGUUCCCCUUCCACCUCAGCAAGGAGAUGUACCAGUACAAACAUCAUGCCACUAGAGACACUGUUAAUCAACUCAGUGAUCUCCUGAAGAUGGAUCAGACCACAAGUGAUUUGCUCAGUGGACUGUCAUGUGUGUGUCAGCCUCACGGCUGUCUCAUGUAUCACAUAGAGAUGCUCAGAACUGUGCUCACACAGAACUUAGGAAGUGAUGCUUUUAAUGAAGCUUAUGAAUUAAUGAAGAAAGAAGCGUUUCCUCCUAAACAAGAUGAUAAAAUAAAAGGAAUAGCUUUCAACAGUGUACAAAAGUUGACUGAUGAAUUGGAGAGUCUUUACAGCCAGUAUAUGAACAAAACAACUUCAACUGAUGAAUUUAUCAAACAACUUGGCACUCUUUAUAUGAAGGCGAGAAAUGAUAAGAAGAAGUUCAAAGGUUUUGAGAUGGCUGCCUACAGUCCAUGGUUAAUGAACGGAUACAAAGGCAAUGUUGAGAUCCCUGGACAAUACACAGGACAGAGUCGACCUCUGCCCAAUCACCAUGUGACCAUCUCAUCCUUCAACCGUUUUGUGAAGUCUCAAGAUUCGUUACGUAGUCCAAUCAAGAUCACCAUCCUCGGCAAUGACGCCAAAGAACACCCUUUCCUGGUCAAGUUUGGUGAAGACCUGAGGCAGGAUCAGAGGAUUCAACAGCUGUUUGGCCUCAUGAAUCAGCUGUUGAGUGCAGAUGUCACUGCAAGCAGACGACAGCUCUCUGUACAUACAUAUGGUGUUGUGCCUCUGAAUAACAGAUUCGGAAUCAUUCAAUGGGUAGAAAAAACAACAACCUUAAAAGAUUUUAUGACAAGUGCAGUACCUAUAGAAAAUAUAGAUGCUGCUCAACACAUCUACCACCGUCAGCACUUUGGCAGAUUUGAAAAUGAUAGUGUCAAGUUUUAUAAAAGAGUUGAGCGAGAGGAUUCUAUAAAAAUGUAUAACCUUGCUGUCAAUAAACUUCCAACGUUUAUGCUGCGAGAUGCUGUGCUGAGGUUGUCCAUCAGUCCUGAGGCCUUUAUGCAUCUUCGGUCUACAAUGUUGACGGAUCACUCAUGUCUUAGCAUCUGUCAGUGGUUGUUGGGUAUUGGUGAUCGCCAUCCCUCUAAUACUCUGGUUUGUAAAGACACGGGACGUCUGUUGGGGAUAGACUUUGGACAUGCGUUUGGUACGGCCACGCAACUGCUGAGUGUCCCUGAGCUGAUGCCUUUCCGAUUGACUCCUCAGUUACUCAACUUAGCUGCUCCAUUUCAAACCACAGGUUUGAUCAAAGAGUCCAUGGUCCACACACUGCGAGUGUUGAGAGAAAACAUGCGUCUGCUGUUGGCAACUAUGACUGUGUUCAUCCUAGAGCCCUCGGUAGAUUGGAUGAAGGCUGCUCGAAAACAUGUUGCUUAUAUGGCUGAUGAGCCAAGUGAGACUGGGGAUUGGUUCCCACAACUGAAGAUCUCCCUGGCCCGUCGCAAGCUUGAGGGUGCCAACCCUAGGAGGAUGGUGGAGGAGGACCUGAGACUGGGCCAUCAGACAAAACCUCACUAUGACAACCUGCUGCGGCUGUUGUAUGAUGGGACAGACGACGGGGAACUGAGGGACGAGUUGUCUCCCAGGCAUCAGGUGGAGUGUCUCAUCGAUCAUGCCACAAACAAACACAUCCUCAGCAAAACCUGGUCAGGCUGGGGAUCUUGGAUGUAACAUCAUACCAUGUGUGAUUUUGUAAGUUUGUUUCAUAUAUUGCAUUUAAGAAUUCUUGAAAAUUUUCAUCAAGUCAUAAAAUUGUAAAUUCUUAUGUUUCAUGAUAAUUAAUAGGCCUAACAAAACAAGUCAUAACACUGUGAUUUUCUAUUUCCAUAACGUGGAACUUGUUGAUUAAUUAAACUCUUGUUAAGUGUUGUUAAAUAUUGUCUUUGUAUUUGCGUCAAUUAUAUGUUAUUCCCCCUCUUCGUAUUAUUUGUGAAGGUCAAUGAAAGGUAGGGUCAAUGAAAGAAAGUGCCAAUAAAGUUCCUAUUAUUUAGGAUGCUUAUUAUCUUCCUGAAUUUUUACAAU
Molecule: messenger RNA, 6381 nt
Organism: Macrosteles quadrilineatus (aster leafhopper)
Lineage: Eukaryota; Metazoa; Arthropoda; Insecta; Hemiptera; Cicadellidae
Product: DNA-dependent protein kinase catalytic subunit-like
Exons: 40
Coding region: 25-6030 (2001 amino acids)
Biological process (GO): double-strand break repair via nonhomologous end joining; telomere maintenance; intrinsic apoptotic signaling pathway in response to DNA damage
Cellular component (GO): nucleus
Molecular function (GO): protein binding; DNA-dependent protein kinase activity
Source: RefSeq, a predicted model, not a curated record